Molecule: messenger RNA, 2714 nt
Organism: Rubroshorea leprosula
Lineage: Eukaryota; Viridiplantae; Streptophyta; Magnoliopsida; Malvales; Dipterocarpaceae
Source: the annotation of a GenBank genome assembly
UCCUCCAAGUUUGAGUUUUUUUAACGUUUUCCCUGUUUGAGAUUUGUGUCAUAAUCCCUCUUCCAAAGGUAGAAGCUUCGAGUUUUUGUUUUCUUAGGAAAAAAAAAAAGAUUCCAAAAUGAGAAAAAGAAGCAUAUCUGCAUUCAACAUUGCACAAAGCCACAAACCCAUCAAUCAAAAAAGUGAAAGGUAUGUUGUAGUUGUAAAGAUGGAGUGAGUGGGAAGUUGCUGAACUCAAGCUCACAGACACGGUUUCUUGCUUUAGAAAAUUAUUAUGAAAUUUCAAAAACCUCAAAAGAAAUCAAAAGAUAGAAUUUUUCUUCCUGGGUGUUCAAUGGCUUUCCUUUCACUGUUUCUUGUUAUAUAUCUAUGCCUUGCAUCAUCUGUUCUGUGUCAGGUUUCUGAGUUCAUCAGUAUAGAUUGUGGAAGCCCAGGUAACUACACUGACCCUAGUACUGGACUAGGAUGGGUUUCAGAUACGGGAAUUAUGAACCAUGGGAAAUCAGUGGCAGUGGAGAAUCCGAGUGGGUACUCCAUGCAGUAUGAAAGGCGCAGAGACUUUCCUAUAGACAACAAGAAAUAUUGUUAUACUCUGAGGACCCAAGAGAGAAGGAGGUACCUGGUGCGAGCAACAUUUUUGUAUGGCGACCAGGGAAAUGAAGAUGCCUACCCAAAAUUUGAGAUGUACUUGGAUGCAACUGAGUGGGCAACUGUGACCAUUUUUGACGCUUCAAGGGUAUAUGUGUAUGAAGUGAUCAUCAGGGCACCUUCGAGUUCAAUUGAUGUCUGCAUAUGCUGUGCAACAACUGGUUCUCCUUUCAUAUCCACCCUUGAGCUGCGGCCCUUGAACCUUUCUAUGUAUGCCACAAAUUUUGAGGAUAAUUUCUUCUUGAAAGUGGCAGCAAGAGUAAACUUUGGUGCUCCAAGCAAGGAUGUUGUUAGGUAUCCAGAUGAUCCAUAUGAUAGAAUCUGGGAGUCAGAUCUUGAUCAAAGACAAAAUUUUCUUGUAGAUAAGGCCCCUGGUACAGAAAGAAUCAACACUACCAAGAAUGUAGACAUUAGGACCAGGGAAUACCCACCUGUUAAAGUUAUGCAAACAGCAGUUGUUGGCACUGAAGGAGUACUGAGCUACAGACUAAACCUGGAAGGUUUCCCUGCCAAUGCCCGAGCUUAUGCAUACUUUGCUGAAAUUGAGAAUUUGGGUCCAAAUGAGACUCGGAAAUUCAAGCUGCAGCAGCCUUACAUACCUGACUACAGCAAUGCAGUAGUGAAUAUAGCUGAGAAUGCCAACGGGAGCUGCAGACUUUAUGAACCCAGUUACAUGAAUGUGACUCUGAAUUUUGUUUUGUCAUUCUCCUUUGUCAAGACCCAUGAUUCUACCCGAGGGCCACUCCUCAGUGCAAUUGAGAUAAGCAAAUACCAGGUUAUUGCUGCAAAAACUGAUUGGAAAGAUGUGACUGUUCUCACUGCCAUUUGCUCUAUGUCUGCUGAAAGUGCUUGGGCAAAUGAAGGAGGUGAUCCUUGUGUUCCAGCUCAUUGGGAAUGGAUAACUUGCAGCUCAACUAUACCCCCAAGAAUAACAAAAAUACAGAAUGUGAAGGGCCAAAUUCCAUCUGAGCUUAAUAACAUGGAGGAAUUGACAGAGCUGUGGUUGGACGGCAACUUCUUCUCAGGACAACUUCCUGAUAUGAGUAACAUGAUAAAUUUAAGGAUUGUACAUUUGGAGAACAACAAACUAUCUGGUCCAUUACCUUCAGCCCUGGGCAGCUUGCCAAACUUACAAGAACUGUAUAUUCAAAACAACUCUUUUACUGGUGAAAUACCCCCAGCAUUGCUAACUAGAAAAGUAAUUUUCAGCUAUGAAGGCAAUCCUGGACUACAUAAGGGAGCACAAAGAAAGAUGCACUUUAAGUUAAUACUUGGAGCUUCAAUAGGAAUACUUGCAGUUCUCUUUGUUGUUUUCUUGGGAAGUUUACUAUUGUUUCGUAACCUGUGUAGAAAUAUGUCCCAUAAAAGAAGCGAUGAAAAAGGUUCAUGCACUUCAGCAUUUUUCAUGUUACACUGUAGCUUUUAGCUUUUAACACUGUUCACUUGUUUUCCUUUUUCAUAUUUCUCUUUAGGUGAUUCCUUGCAUGCUAUUACCAAAUCUCCAGCAGCCUAUUCAAUCGUUCGGGGUGGGCAUUUACCUGAUGAAGGUGUAGCAUGCCAUAUCUCCCUGUCUGAACUAGUAAAUGCUACUAAUAAUUUUAGAAAUAAGAUUGGCAAAGGAAGUUUUGGUUCUGUCUACUAUGGCCAAAUGCAGGAUGGAAAAGAGGUGGCAGUCAAAAUAAUGGCUGAUUCAUCUAGUCAGUUGACACAGCAAUUUGUGACAGAGGUAGUGUUAUGUUCAGCUAUGCGCCCAUCUAUCUUUAACUUCCUUGACAUACUCCUUUGCAUGUACGAUAUGCAUUGCUGUUACAUUAUAGAGUCCUUAUUUACUGAAUGAAUAUUGUGCGUUUGCAGACAUUCGAGAAGGAUUAAUGAAAUAAGAAGCCAGCUUUUUGAUUCCCAAAUUCUCAUUGUGCUUAAUGAGAUAAAAAGAGGGAAAUAAAAAGAUUUUAGAUAUGAUAUACAUUAUAUCUGUAAAAUGUUAGAAUAUUAUGAUUUUUACUCUGACAUACAAUCAUCAAAUUAUCAAGCCAUCCAGAUAUCAGAUGGUAAAUGAUAGAAUCUAA